CGGAGCGUGCCUAGAAGUGAUAUUGCGAGAAGUGAAGGAUGAGUCAUGAAAGUGGUACGAGUGGAGCCAGUGGCUCAAGUGGACUUGGAGGUGAUAGUGGUGGCCGUGGGAGUGGAAAUGAAGGCCAUCGAUCGAGAUCAGAGAAUUGGAUGGCGGGUCGUACCUGCUACAAGUGUGGAGAUCCAUACCAUUUUGCGAGCGUUUGUGAUGAGUAUAAGGAAGCGAAGAGUAGAGGUGUGCCAUUUGUUCCUCCGCCGCAGAAGGCGCAGGAAAGGCGGGAACGCUUGGAAAGGGAAGCUAGAGAGGAGGCGACUCGGAGGGAGGAAAAAGCGCGAAGGGAAGCAAAACAGAAAAGACUCGAGGAAUUAGCAGAGAAACGGACUUACGAGGACGAGCGUGAUGAGCGACUGAUGCGCAUGGUGCGCGAAGAACUGUUGCGCAACAAAGAGAAGGACGACGAAGGAAUUAUAGUACGAAAGGUUAAGAAAGUUGUGAGAACAAACGAACAAGGGGAAACGCUCGAAGAGGAAAAGGAGCGUUUGAGGCGGAUGAUUGCGAUGGCGGAAAUGGACGAGGAAGAUUUUGAGGAUGAUGAGCUACGUAGGCUGCAUGGAAGGGCAGACGGAUUGAUUUUGAACGACAAACGGAAGCGGGGCAAAGAGAUGGUGGUGGGAAAUAGCCCCCCGAUGGUUACACCUACAAAAGGGCAGCGGACGGGCCUUUCAAGUGGGGUUAAAUUACGGAUAGCGGAGAUCAGAGGCAACGAGACAACUGCGGCAGGUUGUUCGUCGCCGGUGCUGGAGACGGUUGGGAAGAUCGCCUUGUCGAUCAAACAUGUGACUGUUGGAACCGGGCCCGGCGCGAGAGAGGAGUAUGAAGCCAACUGCCGGGAGCUUUUCGAAGCACUGACCAUCGACAAGUUGAAAGAUGUAUGCAAGGCGGAACGAAUUGUGUAUGGAAAACGUGAAACAGUGAUCAAUCGACUGGUGAAAGGAGGGUCGUAAAGGCUUACGAUCCUGUUGACGUACCUCUCUCUCCCUGAGACCCCAGGGGCAGCAGUGCGGCGGUCAGGAAGGACGACGCGCGCGACGGAAGCUGGUAAGGAUAAGGACGACGAGACUGCGUCCGAGUGAGGAGGCAGACCUCAGGAUCUAUGGAGCAGGAUUGGGCUGCUGACGGAGAGGCGACUGCAGCAGCAUGGUCACAACACAGAGGACGAACGAUGUAUGCGGGCCUUAGUACUGUAUUUGGUUUUGCAGGGGGAAGGAAAAUGCUAUAGAAAAUUCAUCGAG
Chara braunii is the source of this 1292-nucleotide messenger RNA. The record is from the annotation of a GenBank genome assembly. NCBI's taxonomy places the organism in Eukaryota, Viridiplantae, Streptophyta, Charophyceae, Charales, Characeae.